This is a messenger RNA of Fusarium tjaetaba, 996 nucleotides long. RefSeq lists its product as uncharacterized. The record is from RefSeq and is a predicted model, not a curated record. The transcript has a single exon. NCBI's taxonomy places the organism in Eukaryota, Fungi, Ascomycota, Sordariomycetes, Hypocreales, Nectriaceae. The coding region runs from base 1 to 996 and encodes 331 amino acids.
AUGUCCAACGCGAGUGAGAGCAGCAAAAAUGCUGCAACUUCGUCCCAAAACGGCAGUGUUUUACAACGCCCAGCACAUCCCGGCCCGGCCUCACAAAUGUGGCCUACUCCAUCACCUCCAACAAUCCCGGUAGAGAUGCAGAACCACAGACGAAUGGUUUACCAUCAACUGCAAUCACAGCUCAUUUCCCCUGAAGAUCAAGAAAAACUCCUCUGCGAGUGGUUCGUCAGGGAACCAGAUGCCAAGGAGCAGGCCGCUGUAGAAAGAACUCGCGCUGUCUUCGGCAAAGAUCCUUACUCCGCGCCAUAUCACAGCUACUAUAUCUCUGGUGAAGUAAACGAUGACUACAUCAGGUUCGUGAUCCGCAGCGGCCUUCGACACGGGCACAUUUCACAACAAGAUUUGAGGGAAUUCAUUACCGAACGAAUGGUCCCUUUUGAGGACUCAGGUCUAAGAUUUUCCCAUGUCCUGAUUCGCAUAAAGUCCUACCUCUGUCUCAAACGCAGGAUACCUUUCCUUUUUACUAUCCGUGGUCCGGGCGGUACAGACCCUGGGCCUAGGGGAUCACGCAUCGUGGCACAAGUGACCACUGACGGGUUGGUCGACUUUACAGAGCUCAUAAGUCGUAUAUUUGUUGAGGGGACAGUUGAAGCUGAAGAGGCAGAGCCCCAGAAUACCUCUCUGCAAGAAGUCCUAAAAUCCCACUACACCAGUUACAGCCUACAUCGGAAAGAGGUUGACCAAUCACCUGCGAGCGGCGAGCCUUCUGAGGAGAAUGGUGGUGAGCGUGGUGUCCGUACAUCGCCUAUGGUCGAUUCGUCAUCCGGGGCGGUUGAUGAGGACGAUAGCGAUGGUUCCGACGACUGUGAUGAUCAAACUACAGCGCCUACGUCCUGCGGUAGCGAGACUAGCGAGUCGGAUUAUCAAGAGCGCCGCCGCAUAACCGGAGAAUUGUACAAGGCAGUGGUCGAACAAUCCAAGCGACGUGCUCGAUAG